Messenger RNA from Acyrthosiphon pisum (pea aphid), 5320 nucleotides. RefSeq lists its product as uncharacterized. The record is from RefSeq and is a predicted model, not a curated record. Gene Ontology annotation, cellular component: cytoskeleton. Lineage: Eukaryota; Metazoa; Arthropoda; Insecta; Hemiptera; Aphididae. The transcript is spliced from 21 exons. Gene Ontology annotation, molecular function: protein binding. The coding region runs from base 814 to 4404 and encodes 1196 amino acids.
CAUAAUUUACCUUCUGUAAUGAUCUUUUUGUAGCCAUUUGUUUUUAUAUAGCGUAGUUUUUUUUUCAUUGUAGGAAUUUUAAAUAUCUGUCAAUACUUGGGUACUUUACAGUGAUUUAAAACGAAGAGCGGUGACCAUCAAUAAUACAUUUUGACUUAGAGUUUUCCUACGUAUAGAAGGACUUAAAAUCGUGUGAUUUCGGUUCGUUAAGUACUGCCAGAAACCGACGGCGGACAAAAAGAAAGGAAGCCGCGAGACAAUUGAAUGGCUUUCUAAAGAGAGUUUCGAGAAAGAUAUGUGUCCAACAUUGAACGACAGUACAACGGCCUUAGCACAAGGAUGUAUUGAAAAAACCAGCUCGGUAUCGAUAAGUCCAUUUUAGGGAUUCUGAAGAAACGCAACGAGUGCUGGACGAGUUCUUCCUUCUCUACAUCACCCGGUCGCUGUGCAACGGGACUCGACACGGCUACCGUUUUCCCAUCGGUUUCCCACUACUACCGGGUUUGCUAGUCGGCCAUCCGUUCGCGUCGCGGUCACUUGUUGUUCGUAUAUUUCGGUGUUCGUAAAGCCCAAAAAUUAUUGUUUUCGAAUCGAUAAUAUCGACCAUUUAUAUUUUGUUAUGUUUUGUGGUGAUGUUCGGUGCGAUCGCUUGUGUGGCUGUCAACAAUCAAAGAAGUCCUUUGCUGAAAGGUAGAAUCCAACCUACCAGUCACGUCACACAAACGGCGUCUUGGUUGCCGCCCGUAGAAGCGUGGCCCAAAGAUCCCGGUGCCAAGUCUUUGCCGUACGGCUGGGAACAAGCGCUCGACGGCGAUGGAAGACCUUAUUUUAUCAAAUAUCUUGUGUAAUCCGUUUAAAAACCAAUUCGAUCGAAGCCAUAUCACAAAAACCACCACUUACGAAGAUCCCAGAAACGAUUUGGUGGAGGAGAGCCCAAAACCUAGACUGGUUACUUUAAAAAGACAUUCCGAACUAGGAUUUGGAUUCGUAGCUGGCAGUGAAAAACCCGUUAUAGUUAGGUUCGUCACUGAGGGAGGACCUAGUGACACUAAACUUUUACCUGGUGAUCAAAUUCUUCAGAUAAACGAUGAAGAUGUUCAAAAUGGUCUUAGGGAUUACGUAAUACAACUGGUGAGGUCUUGUAACGAGACAAUCACUUUACUAGUGUGUCAGCCUCCACUCGACAAUUCGGCCAGGAAGUCGGCUUUGUUGAGUUCAGCAAAAAAAGCCAAACUCAAAUCUAAUCCAUCUAGGGUACGUUUUGCGGAAGGAGUUCUCGUAAACGGUUCUCCAUUAUGUCCGGUGUCUGCGUUCAGUGGAGGUGACCCGAACAUAGCCUUGUUACCUAAUGUGCUCAAAGUGUUCCUGGAAAACGGACAGACCAAAUCAUUCAAAUACGACUCCACGACCAAAGUAAAGGAUGUCGUGUCUUCGUUGCAAAACAAACUGUGCAUUAAGGCCGGGGAGCACUUUGCGUUAGUUCUCGAACAAGUCAAAAGCCUCCGCAGACAUAAACUCACGUUACUGGACCCCGAACACACUUUGGCCAGGGUUGCGUCGAGGCCAGGCUCCCAUAAUCUCAGAUGUUUAUUCCGAGUGGCAUUCGUGCCCAGAGACGCUUGCGAUUUGGCUCAAAAAGAUCUGAACGCAUUUGAGUACUUGUACUUACAAUGUUGUAAUGACGUGGUUCAAGAACGCUAUGCCCCGGAACUCAAGUACGACAUAGCUCUGCGGUUAGCCGCGUUACAUAUCCACCAACAUGCUAUGGCCAACAAUAUUCCCUAUUGUAAGGUCACGGUCAAAGCUAUCGAACGUGAGUUUGGAUUAGAAAAGUUUGUGCCCAUAUCGCUCAUGGAGUCGAUGAAACGGAAGGAAUUGCGGAAGCUACUUACACAUUUGUUGAAACUCAACCAGACAAUGACGGGUACCAAUUACAAAACACUUACGGCGUUACAGGCGAAACUUUAUUACUUGACCAUAAUUUCCGAAUUGCCCAGUUACGGCGCAAAAUGUUUCUCCACCAACGUCCGCGAUUGCAACUUGGAAACGGUGAUUCUAGUCAGCCCUAAAAUGGGAAUUAGUCAGAUCGUGGGACUGCGCAACAGUAUGCCAGUGCCUCUGGCAGAUAUUGAACAAGUAACGAUGGUAAAAGUACAAAAAGACGAUCAAAUUUCAAGUACGGUGACGUUGUAUUUACAAAACACAGUACAAAAGGAAGUCAGUUUUUGUAUGGAGGACCGCGAUACCGACGAAUUUAUACUUGUUUUAAAAGGCUAUUUUAAACUUUUGAUGACUAUGAAUUUGCCAAUCGACCGGGAAGGCGAUUUAUUACACACGGAUAGUGCACCCCAAUAUUAUUCUCACCAUAUUGUGAAACCAUCACUUUGGAGUUACGGCCCAUCGACCAUGAACGCCAAAGAACAAGAAAAGUUGACAAAUUUUUCUUUUUGUCCAAUGUACACUCCGUUCAAACACGAAAUGCUCAAACCCAAUGAUUACGGAUCUUUGAAUAGAACAAUAUGGACUGGUAUGCAAAACGGAAAUGUAGACAACAACAUGAAUACAAUGUCUUUGAAAAAACAUCAAAACGGUCAUUUAGGGUACAAAUCGAACGGCGAUAUAAAAGAUAAAUCGGGAAUCGACGUUCAAAGCGUAGUUUCCAUGGAAAUAUUGGAAAGCGACAAUACCUUUGUAGACACCCAUAACGAAGAGGUGCUGAGGAGAGUGGCCGAGAUGCAAGAGUUGGUGGAAAACUCGGAACAAUAUCUCAACAGACAUCAGCGUGAAUCCAGCGACUCGGACGGUUCUCACAUAUCGUCCGACGGUUCGGUGUCGUUGCCGCCACCUCCGACCAACCUGGGACAGUUGAAACACAGCGAUUCGCUACUGUUAUUAGCUCAAAAGGGCACCGAGGACAGCAUAACCGCUGCAGUCCAAGCGUUGAACUUAGGAGAUCUAGAGAGCGACACGGAGUCCGUCAACACGCCGUCGACCAGCCCUUCGCACCGAGAGCGGAAUUCCAACAGGGACUCUGACAUGAGUUUCGGGCUGCACAGUCCGGAAGGGCUGGCCGCGAGUUCGGGACACGAAGCCCUGCAGGAACUGUGGAAAAACCUGCAAGAGGACAACCGGUCGUUGCCCAGGAGCAGUUUGUACUUGGAACCGGACUUGAUAGACUUGACGUUGAUACCGCCACCCAUUGAAGAGGCGAAGAUCAACCAAACGAACGGUUCCAACUCCGGCAGUCAGUGCAGUCUGCCGCCGACGCUGUUCGCGGACUACGACCACCAGCAAAACGCGGAUCGAUUUUUAGACUCUGUACUGGAUAACGGGUUCAAAAACCACACGAAUCUCAUGAGCCUGGACCUAGAGUCGUUCUUGGCCACGAUGACCAUACCCCCACCGCCCUUGCUACAGACUUCCGGUGACGGGCGGCCAGAAGAGAAGCGAUCCAAUGUGGUGUUAACGUCCGAAGAGAUAUCGUCGUUCAUAAUACCACCACCCCCUCCCAAAGCGGUGGUACCGCCAUCGGUAUUGAUGUCGACGGCCGCAGCAGACGGCGACGCCGAACACCCGCACCAACACCAACACCGACGAUCGGACUCCGCGGGUGACGAGACGGACGACCGCCGCCGCCGAAGCGUCAGCCAGACGAGAACCCCUGCCGCCGGGACAUCCGCCAGCGCGGCCACCACGCCGGACGGUCCGUGCACGGCCACCAGCGAGAAGACGCUGCCCGGUUUCUCGUGCUGUUCGAGGCCCAGACAGCGGAGCCCCGACUCACAGCCACCGUGCUUGCCCACCCGGGCUCAGAACAUGACGCUACCCCGCGUCAAACCCAAGGUCCCGCCCAGGGUGGACUCGACGCUGUCGACGAAACCGCCGCUUCCGCCGAUGCCGUCGCAGGAAACGCUGAUGCGGAACGGUUGCUAUUCGACCAACAGGGACGCGGUGGCUGUCAUCAACGAAUUGACGGGCAGACUGAACGAGUUCGGCGAACAGUGUAACACGGCCCAAGCUCAAGGAGGUGGCACGCAUCUGGACGAGACCAAGUUCCAGGAAGCCAAGGACAUACUGUGCCAAGAAGCCAGGCAGUUGGUGACGUCCUCGAAGACCCUGAUCCGGUGCUACAUGAACCCGAAGAGCGCCGAGUUCCAGGCGAACCUGUCGCAGUGCGUCACGCAACUGCGCCGGAUGACCGUGCUCAGCGGCAACAUGACCAGGCACACGUCGUCGCCGCUGCAGACCCGCAACCUCAUACUCAAGGUGGCCGACGUUCUGCGCACGUUCCACGGCCUCCUCGUGGACACGGACGUGUGCACGGAAACGCUCACCAGGCACGCCGAGGGCCUGGCCAACGUGCUGGCGAAACUUUUGCGCAGCCUCCGGGUGUUCUCGCCAUGACGGCGAACGUCGGUCGGGGCCGCGGGUCCCGACUAGGUGUCGAUGCGAAGAAGUGUCCACCGUAGUUUCGUCGGCGUGCAACGGAAAACCGGAAAACGGAGGAGGAAAAUAAAUCCGAUUGGUUCAUUUUUUAUGUACAUAAUAUAAUUAUUAGGUAGGACGAGCCUCAAGUUUGUUUAUUUGUUUGUUUUUUUAUUAUUAACGUGUAAGUCGAAGCCAAAAAAUCGUUUUAAUUACAAUAUAAUAUCUAUAAGUAUUAUAGGUUACGUAUUAGGUUGAAUAGCAUAUUAUAAUAAUGUCAGUAUGUGUAUCGUCGUACGUGCGCCAGAUCACGAAAUUAAAUCGCUGUUAUGUCUGUAUGGGUAUACUAUCGAUCAUCGUUACAUCCAACAAUAUAUUAUUAUAAUAUAAUUUAAUAUAUAAUUGUUAUAUUAUAAGGUAAUAUAUUGUUAUCGAUUUAUAUGCACUCAAUCCGUUCGUUGGAUUUCCAAGACCAAAUAUAAUAAUAUAACAUUAAAUAGGGCAUCCAGGUUUACGGGUACCGUCGGUUAGGGUAUGUCGCGCACGUGAAACGACACGCGCAGUCGUCGUACCCGCCGAGAAUUAUCUUAUAGUAUCUCUACAUGUUUUUAUUUUUUAUUAUUAUUAUUAUUAUUAUUAUUGUUUUUAUUUGUUUCUUUUUAUUAUUAUUAUCAAUUGUCAUUAUCAUUAUUAUUGUAAAAUUGUAGCAUUAAAUCUAGUCAAAUUUUAGAAAAUAAUUCGGUCUGUUCGUUUUUCGAAUAUACGCAUAUGAUACAUGAUAAUAAUAUAUUAUAUAAUGUGAUUUGUAAGAAACAUAAAUAAGGUUGUUUUUUAAAAAAGAUAAAAAAAAAUGUCUAGUUUUAAUCCCACGUUAAAUAAAUGGCAUGUCAAUUAA